AAAAUAAUGCAAAAUAAAAAUUAUGGCAACUUUUAUACACCUGAUUAUUGUCAAACUAGAUGCACAUCUCUUAGAAAUCAAUAUAAUCGUGAGAAACGAAUAAUAGAUAGUCAAUAUAAGAGUGGAAGUGGUGCUUCAACUCAUAAACCCUUCACAUUUUAUACGCAAUUAUCUUUUCUUGACAAUUAUAUCAAGAGACGAAGAACAUGCAGUAAUAUAAAAGCAAAUAAAACUUCAACAUCUACAUCAUCUUUAGAACUAUCAACAGAAAUUCCACAAUCUAGUUCGAAUGAAGUAUUUGAUACCAAAGAAAAAUCAAGUCAUUCUAUGCACGAAACAGAAGAUAAUAAUUUUAAUGGUGAAAAUAAAGAAAAUAUUUUAGAAGAUACUCUUGAAGCACAUGUAACACAUAAACGCAACAUUGACAAAGAUUCACAAUUAUAUGUAUUACAUACAAAACCUAAAUCUAAAAAAAGUAAAGUCGAUGAAACAAAGGAAUUAGAAAAUAUAUUUACAUCGGUUAGCCAGAAAAUCAUCAAUGUUUUAGAUAACAAACGUGAAAACAAUAAUGAAGAUGAAGCAUUUACACAAUUUAUUGUUGCUCACUUGACAAAUCUUCCACAAUCUGAGAAAAAUAUAAGAAAGAAAAUGAUAACAGAUGCUUUAUUUUCUCCAAUAUAAAGCAAAUGUAAUAUUUUUUGUUUUUAAUGAUUUUUAUUUU
Molecule: messenger RNA, 721 nt
Organism: Nylanderia fulva
Lineage: Eukaryota; Metazoa; Arthropoda; Insecta; Hymenoptera; Formicidae
Biological process (GO): regulation of transcription by RNA polymerase II
Cellular component (GO): transcription regulator complex; nucleus
Source: RefSeq, a predicted model, not a curated record